This is a messenger RNA of Aphanomyces astaci, 1372 nucleotides long. RefSeq lists its product as hypothetical. Lineage: Eukaryota; Oomycota; Saprolegniomycetes; Saprolegniales; Verrucalvaceae. Gene Ontology annotation, molecular function: calcium ion binding; protein binding. The transcript is spliced from 4 exons. The record is from RefSeq and is a predicted model, not a curated record. The coding region runs from base 18 to 872 and encodes 284 amino acids.
UGAUAACUUGGUAGUUUAUGGGUAAAAAGGUAACCGCCAGCGUAACGACUUGGACGGUUUCACGACACACCUGUGUGUGUCUAUUUCGUAGGGGUGUAUUUCUGGACUCGACAAUUAUGGGAGCUGCGAGCGGAGUGCUUCAAGCAGAAUCCCAGCGUCCAUUGGAUGCCAGCGAUGUCAACACCCCGCGAGGCGAGUCGGCCAAGCAGGAAGUGAUCCGGCUGCGAGCGCUGCUGGCCAACGAAUCUGCUGCCGCGUCGUCCCAAGCUCAAUCCAGCCAACAUCAAGCAUCGCCGUCGACAGGUCUGCCUCCGCUGUUUGCGCGGUACGCGGAGCGCAUCUUUCUCGAAGUGGACGUGGACCAGAGUGGGUACCUCAGCUACGACGAGCUGUGGAGCAUGAUCCAAGAUAAGAUGAGCCUCGGGCUAUCCCCGGUCGCCAUCGAAGCCAUCAAAGCCCACAGCGGGCUGGCCUCUGGCACAGACGUGAGCUGGCAGCAAUUUUUGACCAUGCUCCCCGAGCUACUCAAGCUGCAGCUGCGACAGAGUGAAGCGUCGGCGGCCGACUGGUGUGAACUCUCGACGGAAACGGGCUCCGUCUACUACUACAACAAGCGCACGCAGCUGUCGCAGUGGGACAAACCGACGUGGGAUUUACCCGCCGACAUGCAAGCCGACAUGAUCGCCGUGUUCCAAGCUGCGGACAUGGACGGCAGCGGGUAUUUGAGCUGGGACGAGUUUGGCAUCUGCCUGCGCCACCAGCUCCAACUCGGGCUCUCCGACGACCAGCUCAAUGCUCUCCAAUCGCAGGUCCUGUAUACAUUAAUUGGGCGACUUGGAAUUGGUCGCCAAAUGUUAAUUCAUGUGUUUUAAUAGGUCGUGCUGCAGCCAGAUCGCGGCGUGUCCUGGAACGACUUUGUGCGCGCGGCGCCAGAUUUACUCAGCAAUUGGCUCUGGCAAGGGCAACCUGUCGCUAAAUAGUGUUAGAAUACGAAGCAUGCUGUACAAAAAUGGUCACGUUUUGUUAAUACUUGAUCGACACCACACACGACUGGUCGAUCGCGUUGGCGUGCAAGGCGGCGACGACGGCCGGUUCCAGUGUUUGCAAGAACGAUGCCUUGGACUACUACAAAUGUGAAUCAAGGACUCCUUUUGUUAAGACCAACCUGUUUCAGUUGCGCGGCUUCGUCGGGGGUCAUAACCCCCUUGGGCCGGUGUCCAUCUGUUAACAAUUGGCGACCAGUUUCGGCAUCGAUUUCACAUUUGACGGUCUGCAACUGCACACGAAUACGGGGCUCGGGGGCGUGCAAUUUCUCGGCUAAAUACGCUUCCAACGACUUGCCCCGGGGCACACGCAUCGUUCCUUGCUAUAA